Messenger RNA from Lineus longissimus, 5578 nucleotides. Its product is annotated as macoilin-like. Gene Ontology annotation, biological process: neuronal signal transduction. Bases 110 to 2020 code for a protein of 636 amino acids. The record is from RefSeq and is a predicted model, not a curated record. Gene Ontology annotation, cellular component: rough endoplasmic reticulum membrane. The transcript is spliced from 12 exons. Lineage: Eukaryota; Metazoa; Nemertea; Pilidiophora; Heteronemertea; Lineidae.
CUGAAGGAAGGGACAACAAAAAGACAGAAAUUUUCUCGUCUUUUCCUAUUUUUGUUGAGAUCUAAACCAUAGAUUUCGAUAUCCUUACUCAAAAAAGAGGACUCAGAACAUGAAGAGGCGAAAUGCCGACUGUGCUAAGCUCCGACGGCCAAUUAAAAGGAGCAAAAUCACUGAUGGUAUCUACGGAAGUGCUUUUCUGUACCUGAAGUUCCUCCUAGUAUGGGCCCUGGUGCUGAUGGCGGACUUUGUCCUGGAGUUCAGGUUUGAGUACCUGUGGCCGUUCUGGUUGCUUUUGCGAAGUGUUUACGACUCAUUCAAAUAUCAAGGCUUGGCAUUUUCUGUAUUCUUUGUGUGUAUCGCCAUUACAUCUGAUGUGAUAUGUUACCUGUUCAUCCCAGUGCAGUGGCUCUUCUUCGCCGCCAGUACGUACGUCUGGGUCCAAUACGUUUGGCAUACAGACCGGGGUAUCUGUCUUCCCACAGUUUCCCUCUGGUUACUGUUCGUCUGGGUUGAAGCGUCUGUCCGGCUGCGCGAACUCAAAAGUCUGCCACUUCAUUUAGAUCUCUGUCGACCUUUUGCUGCACAUUGUAUUGGAUACCCAAUGGUGACGCUAGGAUUUGGGUUCAAAAGUUACGUUUCUUAUAAAAUGAGAGUGAGAAAACAGAAAGAUGUUCAGAAAGAUAAUGAGUUUUAUGUUCAGUUACUACAGCAAGCAUUGCCACCUGAACAGCAAAAUGCAGCAAAUGCUGAAAAAGCUAAAGCGUUAACUUCCAAAACUUCAAGCCAAGAGGAGGUAAUCUCAAAUGGUAGUAUAGCGGGAAAAAAAUCAUCGCCGACAAGCAAUGGUGUCUCAACCCAAAAAACAGAGCCUGAAAAGGACUGGAAGAAACACAAUAACAAUAGUCAGAUAGAGGAUUAUGAAUAUAUUGAGCAGACGCUACCCAAACACAAUGUAAAUGAUUUCAUUGAAAAUGAUGAGAACGAUCACGUGAAAGCCUACAAAGAUAAAACGGUGAACAAAAGUACAAAAUUUGUGAGUUCGAAGGAUCGAGAUUCGUCCUCUUCCAAGAAGUCUAAAAGUAACAAUGUGAAGGAUACGCCGUCUGCUACUACCACCACUGCCAAUAACAUAUCCAAUUCAUGUAACAAGGAGGACUAUAUAUGUAGGAUUGAGUCUGAGCUGAAGCGUAUAAAAAUGGAGUUACAGUCAAGUCGUAACUUGGAGCAAGAGCUUCGUUCACAAGUCAACAACUUCAUCACCGGUGAUAAAUCUCUGAAGAGUGAGUUGUAUCAACUACAGCAGGAUAAUGAAAGCUUACAGACAAAAUUACACAAUCUUGUAACCAGUCGUCAACAGGACAAGCAGAUCCUUGCAUCAUUAGAGAAAAAGUUAUUAGAGGAGCGUAAAUGUAAGGCGGCCACCGAGCAUCAGUUACUCACGGAACGUAAAGCGAAGAAGGCUGAGGAGGCCGCUGCUGCUAGAGCGGUCGCUAUGGCUACUGCCGCUAGGGUUGAAUGUUCUGACAUGUGUAAGUCACGCCGUCGGGAUUUAGAAAACGACUUGAAGCUGCUUCGCCGUGACUUGAUGGUGCGAGAAGAACAGCUCUGUCAGAAAGAAAGAGAAGCUCAGUCUCUACGCCAGUAUAAAGAUGCUCAGAAUGAAACUGAUGUCCUCAUGUCGGCGCUCGCGGCUAUGCAGGAUAAAAACGCACACCUUGAGACAAGUCUGAGCGCAGAGACACGACUCAAAUUAGACUUAUUCUCUGCUUUGGGUGAGGCUAAAAGACAGAUAGAAAUUCAAUCAGAACUCCAUAAUCAGAAGGAUCGUCAGAUAGCUGAGCUGAAAUCAAAGAUCGCCGAGGUGAUGGCCCUGAUGCCGACGACGACAUCGAGCUAUAACAACACGAUGACCGAAUCGAGCCCGCUCUACACGUCGAAAUAUUCGCCCACUCCUGAUGAUGUCAUUGCCAAGUCGAAUCUGAAUCCAAACGCUUCGGAUUACACUCCAAAGGGAAAUUGAAUUGAUGGUCUUGUUGAAAUAUCCUCGCCUGGUUGAUACUGGUGUCUGUUGCUUGGUCAUCUUGCAGUGCGGUGUUCAAAUUUGGCUGCAUAAUCCACACCGAGGAAAUAUUGACACUUUUUGGAACACCCUGUGGCAAAGCUCCUUAAGUGUCAACCAACAUUACAGCUCCAAUCUUGCAAGGUUCCGUUGGAUAACCAACACCUCAAGAUCAGUAUCAAUACCUGAAACAAGUUAUUAGAAUCAAUAUUCGCAUCCUUGAAAAGUCUAUUGCUAUUUCUGCGUGAAUACAACCGUACAGUCAUUGAACAGCAGCAUCACUCCGGUGAGGAUAUUUGAUAGAAUUGUCGAUGGUUGAGUCCAGAACUCCUCUGAAUCAGUUGUAAAAGAAAGAAGACAAUAAGAGAACCAUCUUUUGUGCAAUGUUAUGUUGGGCUUCAGUGUAAGUCCAGUAUCUCUGCUUGUUGCUACAUAUAGUUCUUGUUCAUUUACCUCCAAGAUGGUAUGAAUUGUGUAACGCUGAAUUUUUCUGUUUGUUAUUUUUGCUCAAAGAGAAUCUGAAAAUACCAACCUCUAUCCUUGAAAACCGAAAUUUGUUUCUUAGAUAUCUGUUUGGAGUAUUGGUGACAGCCGACAACUUCAGCUUGUUUUCACACUGCUUCUGUGCCAAUAUGGCAAGGUGAUUUGAUCUUUGCCUUGCAUUUUCGAUAAUGAUCUCCUACAACAAGUUGGUCAAGAACAGUCAUGUCCUGAUACCAUUAAAACUUGAACUUCGAAAGUUACGAUUAGCAUUUGUGUCCCAUAGAUUACAUUGCUUCCUCCAUAAACAUUGCUCGAGCCCUGCAUUACUUUUCAUUACACUUCUGCUGAUUAUUGACCACUUUGAAUUAGUUUGUGAAUCUCACCGAAUGCACAGUUGUUUUUUUAAAUGAGGUGAAGUUACCACUUCUGCUGAAUAUUAAGUUGUGUUGUUUGUGGUCUUUAUGUUUUAAUCUUUUCAUUUUCAGUUAUAUUACCACAAGACAAAGCACGCGGUUGAAACUGGUGAUUGUCAAGCCUGGCAUUUCAAGCCUUUAUGUAUCGGGGUGAUUGACCAAAUUACCGUAACACCCUGUAGAAUUGUAUUGACAAUCACCUCACCGAGGGUUUCCCACCUCUCCGAGUGCCACCACAGUUGGAUGUACCCAGGGCCCUGUUUAGAGAUUGAAUUCAGUCUGAGGCUUGAUUUCCUCAGAGGUGGUUGGACUUGACUCGGAGAGGUGGGGAUCCUCCCAGAGGACUUGCUGAUUCCACAUGGUGUGUAUGACUUGCUAGUUAUACUUACUUGUAAAAAUAGACUGUGACACUCACUUCAUGAUGUAUCAUUAUCUUCCUUUCUAAAAUUUACAAUUACAGGAGAUAGAAGACAUUGAUUGAUUCAGAGGAGUUUAGGAUCUCAUUUCAAUUAUGAACCAAGUCCUCAACUCGAGAGACAGGCUUGGCUUCCCCAGGUCUCCAUAUCAAGGGGGUACCCCACAUUGUCUCACGAAUCCUGGGAUACCAGUCUCAGUCUCUCGGGUUGCGGACGUUGGCCCGGUCGUUCACAUGUUGAUGAUAGUGCAUAUGUUGUGUAGUUAAGAGUACCUAAGUUGUAAAGAAGCUGCUACAUGUAUGUGUUAUACAGUUAUGUGCAGUGGUUUCUCCUGGGACUGACGGAGAUAGGUAGAUGAGUCACGUGGGAGAUGCACCAUCAGUAUUGAAAUCAUUCUACUUAAACGUUCAUUUUAAAAUGUUAAAUGGACAAAAUAUCUGUCCAAUAUCCAUCUUGGAAAAAUAGACAGAAAAACACUCAAAUGUAAUCUUUUUGCCUGUGGAUUGCAUACUAUUUUGAUUUGAAUCGGUACAGAGUUCUGUUUCAAAGGUCAGUUGUCUGGUUUUUGUCUCGGACGACUGUCGUAUAAUGUUUGUAACUGGUAGGUUUUCAGACAAUGCGGGAGGGAGUUUGUUUGAUAUUUUGUUUUCUGAAAGAUAUGAAAAUGAUUUAUUUUGUCAAUUCGGUUCCUUGGCGAAUGCCAUUGAUUAUCGGAUUUAGGAACGACCAGGUAGCAGAGAGUUCCUGUCGUCAUCCCACUGGUUGGGCUGAUGAUGUAAGGAUGACCAUUGCACACAGCUGUAUCUGAUUAUUGUAAAGAAGAAUCCGGAUGAUUCCACGCAUCUUACGGUGCUAAAAGCACUUAAAGAUGUAACUCAAGAGGGCUAGGAGGGCCUGGUCUCCUUCGAAAAAAAGGGUGGGUACAUCUGAUGUACGGGAGACCAACAUUUACUGUUCAUUUGGAGGCAGAAAAUCAUUUUGGAUUGUCCUGCACUUUUGGUCCUCAUGGAGUUACAUGUAAUUGAUCUAAGAGAAGUGAAAAGCUGCCAUAUCAGUACAUUUCAGAAAGGUUUUUGAGCGUUGUGAUUUCCUAGUUGUUGGUGACAUAAAAUUUGCCCUUGCCAGAAGAUCAUGCUACGCUUAAAUUUCGCUGAAAGUACUUGAAUACCUGAGCAGUGAGGAGAUUUAACCUUAGCUGAAACUAGUUUUGAAAAAUUUACCAGUGGAUAAACUUCUUACGUUAAGAGUGCUUCACAAAUUUAUAUUCCUCGGAAAUAAAUCUCAUGCUGACGGCACUGCAAGGGUUGAGGUUGUUGUAAGAAUCGUGUUGUCGGGUAAUGAUAUCCAGUACAUAUUUUCCAUAUUUUUUGUAUGUUUUCUAUGUGACUUGGCCAGGAUUGGAUGUAUUCUGAAUUAAUUUUUUUUUCCAUUUUGGGAUUGUAAUAGAUUGUGUUGUUCUGUACAUGUGGCAUUGGGUGCAGUGUCGUUGGUUUGAGUACAACUUGAAAUGUAACUGUCAGUUCCUGACAGUAUAAACCAUCAAACUUUUCCUAGCAAAUGGUAAUAUUCGUUCCUCAUCGGUGCGAGAUACUUUGCCAGGUGCAAAGACUUGCUAACGAAAUAUUUGUCACUGAUAGCUAGGAGAUGAAAUAACUCUACAUGAUAUGCCCUGUGCCCAAUCUGGGGCACAGGGCAAAGGAGUACACUCGGUCAGUUUGUGGUAUCUUAGCAUUGCAAUCAAGUCGUUCAAAGUCCAAAAGAUGACAUUGAAGUUGUAGGUAACAAUUGGUUGGUUUCUCUAGUGCAGCUUGUCUUAAGACAGGUCAGAAAAUGUACCAUCAUGAUUUCAAUCAUAUCAUUGACCAAAUACUGUCAUGUAGUUUACAUUAUAGAUGUAUGUGAGAAUGCAAUCCAUUUGGUUAAUGAAGGUGGCCUCUUCAAACUAAUAAUGUAUAUGAUGAUCAUCUUGAACUUUAGCACAGAGAAACAUUUUGUGCUAGGAGGCUGCCAAAGAUGGGCUGAAUUUUGGAAUAAUGAAGAUCCACUCUGCUGCUGAGUGUACUGUAGAUUAUUUAUCGAUCAUAUUGUGCUUUUAGUCGAACUAGGUGUUUGUGUUUGGUGACAUCAUUCAUGUUCAGUAUUUGUUAUUAUGACUCAGUGCUCUGUUUUCUCUAUGUUGAAUAAAUAUUGAGCUAGUUCAAUGCUCA